UUAUUUCUUAUCUCUCACUCUCUCACACACACUCGCUUACACCCAAUCCAACACAUAACGCAAUAAUAAUAAUUGGAGAGUAUCGUAUAGCCCUUUUUUCCAUUUAUUCUUCUUUCAAUAUUAGGGAAACAACUCGCCAACGCCAACCCAGAACACUCAAAUGACGCAAUAGCCCUUCUUCUCUCAUUCCACCUUUUCUUCUUCUUCUGCUUUCUUCACCGCUCCUCUCUCUUUCAGCUGCCGUAGAAAUUCAUUAUGGUGGCAACUGCUGCUACUUCUUCAUUUUUCCCUGUUACCACACCCUCGCCAGACUCUGGUGGAGCAGGCAACAAACAUGGUUCUUGUCAUGUGAACCUUGGAGGACUAAAAUCCAAACCUGCGUCUUCUGGUGGUUUGCAGGUUAAGGCAAAGGCGCAAGCCCCUUCGAAAAUUAAUGGUAGCACAGUUGCUACAUCUGUAGAAAGCUUGAAGCAUGAGGAUGAUUUACCUUCACCUCCCCCCAGGACUUUUAUCAACCAGUUACCUGAUUGGAGCAUGCUUCUUGCUGCUAUCACAACAAUUUUCUUGGCAGCUGAAAAGCAGUGGAUGAUGCUUGAUUGGAAGCCAAGGCGACCUGACAUGCUUAUUGACCCCUUUGGGAUAGGAAAAAUUGUUCAGGACGGUCUCGUGUUUCGUGAAAACUUUCCUAUUAGAUCAUAUGAGAUUGGUGCUGAUCGAACAGCAUCUAUAGAAACAGUAAUGAACCAUUUGCAGGAAACCGCACUUAAUCAUGUUAAAACCGCUGGGAUUCUUGGUGAUGGCUUUGGUUCUACGCCAGAAAUGUGCAAGAAGAACUUGAUAUGGGUAGUUACUCGGAUGCAGGUUGUGGUUGAUCGCUAUCCUACGUGGGGUGAUGUUGUUCAAGUAGACACUUGGGUUUCUAAAUCAGGGAAGAAUGGUAUGCGUCGUGAUUGGGUUUUACGUGACUGCAAAACUGGUGAAAUCUUGACAAGAGCCUCCAGUGUUUGGGUCAUGAUGAAUAAGCUGACAAGGAGGCUGUCUAAAAUUCCAGAAGAAGUCAGAGAGGAGAUAGGAUCUUAUUUUGUGGAUUCUGAUCCAAUUCUGGAAGAGGAUAAUAGAAAACUGCCUAAACUUGAUGACAAAACAGCAGAUUAUAUUCGUACUGGUUUAACUCCAAGAUGGAGUGAUCUAGAUGUCAAUCAGCAUGUCAACAAUGUGAAGUACAUUGGCUGGAUUCUGGAGAGUGCUCCACAGGCAAUCUUGGAGAGUCAUGAGCUUUGUGCCAUGACUUUAGAGUAUAGGAGGGAAUGUGGUAGGGACAGUGUGCUGCAUUCCCUUACUGCUGUAUCUGGUGCCGACACUGGCAAUCUAGCUCACAGUGGACAUGUUGAGUGCAAGCAUUUGCUUCGACUUGAAGAUGGUGCGGAAAUUGUGAGGGCUAGAACUGAGUGGAGGCCCAAACCUGUGAACAACUUUGAUAUUGCCAAUCAGGUUCCAGCAGAAAGUACCUAAGAUUUUGAAUGGUUAAUGGUCGGAGUUGCAUCAGUCUCCUUGCUAUGUUUAGUCUCGUUCAGGCCUCUGGAGAGUUUUGCUUGUGUCUGUCCAAUCUACAUGUCUUUAUAUAUAUAUAUAUAUAUACCUUCUAAUUUGUGUUACUUUGGUGGGUAAGGGGAAAAGAAGCAGUAAAUCUCAUUCUCAUUGUAAUUAGCUGCUGCUCUAUUCUCUCGUUCUGCACCAUAUUUCAUUUCAUCUCUGAUUGCACUACUGUUAGGCUGUCUUCAAUAUUUUAUUGCUUUAUUAAAAUAGCUAGGCAUGUAUAUUAUUAUUCUUUUCUCUUGGCCAAAUCAAAGAUGCAGUUUUCCUUGUGAACACGGCAUAAUUAUUAAUUUUGUAUAGCCUGUAUGCAAGAAUGACUUUUCCUUCCUAUACAUUCGUGAUUUUAUGCUC
Cajanus cajan (pigeon pea) is the source of this 1947-nucleotide messenger RNA. RefSeq names its product fatty acyl-ACP thioesterases B (gene FATB). Gene Ontology annotation, molecular function: fatty acyl-[ACP] hydrolase activity; acyl carrier activity. Gene Ontology annotation, biological process: fatty acid biosynthetic process. Lineage: Eukaryota; Viridiplantae; Streptophyta; Magnoliopsida; Fabales; Fabaceae. The record is from RefSeq and is a predicted model, not a curated record.